AUGUCGUUCUCUCGCCUUACUGAAACAAACGACAUUCAUGUGAGGGGUGUGUUGUCGUUUGAGGAGAUGGAACGGCUCAGGCAAUCUGUACGGAGUACUUUGAUUUCAAAAGAAACAUCCUUUUAUCAUGGAAAGGAUAUGAAGGAAGAACAAGAGAAAGCUUCCUCCCUGAUGGCUCCUCUUCUUGAAUCCAAUCCGUAUGUUGGUAUUGCCUCACCUUUUCAGGCUGAUCCAGAAUUGAAAGAAGAUAUCAUUCCCAAGUACUUGAGAGCUGCUAAGGAACAGAUACUGGCCUCCGAAGGAUGGAAUGAUCUUAAGAAUGAAAUAAGGAAGAGAGUUCAGACCGUUAUUGAUGAACAAAUCGCACUGCGUACAGAAAUAUCGGAUCAUACACUUGAAACUGGUGGAGCUGUGCAUAUGACUUACUAUCAACGUAAAAGAGCAAAGGAAUUACUCAAUAAUUGUAUUAUUGAUGAUAAGAAGUACAUGGAUCUACUUGACGAGACUGGAAAUUUGAUGGCACAAAAUUCAACUCUAAACUCGCUCUCGUACAGUCUGACCAGUAAGGUUGAGCCGCCACAGCAAGGACAGAAAAAGGAGUCGGAGGCAGUAAUUGCCAAAAUUUUAAGCUCGUAUCCGUGGUCCGUGAUGAGGCAUAAUCUUUCCAAAUGUUUGCUUCACUCCUUUCCCAAGUCUGUUCGAAAAGUAUUAUGGAAUGCAGCGUUUAAAGAUGAGAAUAACAAGGCAUUGCUUGAUGCAUUCAUGGAAAAGAAAAAUUCUACUUCUGACACAUCAAUGCUUCCAAAAGCAUAUUAUCAAAUAAUUGACGCAGUUGUGAAAAAGAAAGUAGAAGAGCAUCCAAUAAUCAAAGAGUAUAACGAAGGCAAACUCCUUAAUGAUGUACUCAAGGUAACUGUGGAAUUUGUUCUUUAUAGAAUGAAAGCACCUGACGUGAAUGACCUUUCUAUGGUUGCGGACUUGGUGAAUGUCGAUCCAAAUGAGCAACUAACAGAGGAGCUGAAAACAAAGGUCGUUAUCAAGAUCAUUGAAAGAUAUUCGUCAUACAUUGUAGAUAUAUUUGAUUUAUUUGCCUCUCUGUACGGAUGGGAAGACGUAACCACAAAGUACGACCAUCUUACUCCAGUACAAUUUUACACAGAAAAGAUAUGCUCUUUAAUAAUCUAUCAAUUUGUGUCUACUUUUCAAAUCGAUCCAUUUGAAGACCCUGAACUGUACUAUAAGAUGACAAUUGUACCACAAUCGAUAGUUAGAUCUUUUGCCCAUGCCACAGAAAAGAAAGAUAUGACAAUACUUUCCCAUUUGAAUUCACUAUCAAAUGGUAUUGAAGACUUUUUGAAACCUGUCACCAGAUUGUGCAUUUCCUACUGUGACCACAGCGUGACAUGCUUCUUAAUUGAGCAGCUAUUAUUUUCAAAUUUCAACAAUGUUGUAUUUGGCGUCUUUAUGGCAUCAAUUGCAUUGGCUCUCAGGCAACACGUGCUGAAAUGUGAAACCUCUGUUUCGCUUCACACUCUUUGCAAAGCGAACUCGUCUGUCCUAUUGGCGGAUGCUUUGGUUGAUAUCAUGGAAAAUAACUUUAGAAAAUAUCUUCAUGAUGCAUUGGGAGUAGAUAUUUACCCUAAAGAAUUUGUUGAAAUCACAGGAUUAUCACAAGAAAAAACAACACUCUUGUUUACUCAAGACACAUCAUCUCUGGCCCCUCCUGAUAAGCUAUCCUCCUUGAAGGCGGCUCUUCAACAAGAGCUAGAUCAAAGAGAUGAAAAAGAAAUGCUAUUCGUAUGGAAUGAUAUUUAUGAAAAAAUUGAAAAGGAAACCACUAUUGACAUUCCUUUCAAAGAUGUCAAUUAUAGACUAACACUUCCAUCUAAACGAUCAAAUAUUUGGAAAGAAACCUCUUUCUAUGAUCUCUCUGAGACAAUAAUGCAGUUCUCCUCAAACAAAUUGCUCUGUAUUGAGUUGGCAAAGAAAAAUAUUUUAGAAGAAUUCAAACAAGUAGUUUCACAACACGUAAAGGAGACAGGCAUAUUCAAGCCAAGCGAUUUUUCUUCUGACAUCGAUAAUGGAUCUGUGAUUGAAGUUGAGUAUUCUUUUAUGGGCCAUACCUUCAAAACGAAAUUUUUGGAAGAGCAAUUACGAACGUCUGAUUAUGAGGCCAUACUCGAAACGUUGAAAAAUAGGCUAAAGCUAUUGGACUCGUUUGCCUAUGGAAGUGAUGUUCAAGAGACAGCCAUGAAAUUUGCCAAGCACUUUGAACAAGAAGAGCGAUCCAAACUUGAAAACUAUCAAAAGGAGAAGGAGCAACGCUUAUUGAAAAUUACACAAGAGCUUGAGAAUGAGAGCAUGAUAUACUUUUCGAAAGUUCUUAAGCUGUCCAUGAAAGGAGUUCAAUUGUUCUUCAAAGGAACAGAGCAAGAGAUUCAAAAAGUUGAGAAACUAUGUCAGGAAGAGAAAGAAGAACGAGCUAUUCGAAAAGAGGCCUUGGGUAGAUCAAUUAGCACAUAUGAAUAUAAUCGGCUUCCAAAGAAGUACAAACAAAAGUACGACAAGGCAAUUGAAAAGAAAAAAGCAGCGAAUUCCCAAAAGGCAAAGAAAUAUGUUGGUAUUUGGCAAAACACAACAAAGAAUAAAUAA
This is a messenger RNA of Naegleria lovaniensis, 2652 nucleotides long. RefSeq lists its product as uncharacterized. The transcript has a single exon. NCBI's taxonomy places the organism in Eukaryota, Heterolobosea, Eutetramitea, Acrasida, Naegleriidae. The coding region runs from base 1 to 2652 and encodes 883 amino acids. The record is from RefSeq and is a predicted model, not a curated record.